GUUUUAUUCCUCUUAUCACAUAAUCACAAGUGGAAGGAGGGAAUAGGAUAUCAGAGGUGUAAAACGACCAUUGAAUAAUCAGAAAAUUGCUCUUCCGGUCGAAAGUCGUCUUUGUAUUUCAUCGGGACGGUGGGAAAGACGACACUAGACUGCGAAGAGAUACAAAGAAAUCAUGGAAAGCUUCAAAGAGCUCGCCCGUGAAUAUGAUGAGAAGUUCAAAGCCUUUCAAGAUGAUCUUCAAAAAUGGGAAGAAACUUCAGAAAGAAAAGAAUACGCAGAGUUUCAUCGUGUUCAAGCAGAAUCUGAAUUCCCAGAGCUGAAAAGAGAACGGGAGGAUCGAGAACGAUGGGCUCGUGCUGAACGAAUCCGCGGUGAAGAUGAGAAGAGUAUGCUGGCAAAAGAGCACGCCGACAAGAAAAUUCGGCUAGGUGUUGCAAAAAUCCCACGACUUCUCACAGAGAGUGAACGAAAAAUGGAUGAAUUUGUGGAACGACCCGGUUCAAUUCUGAAAGAUAUGAAGAAAGAACAUCGACAAUCAGUGUUGGAUCGUCUUGAAGAAUGGAGCCCUGAAGAGAGAUCAUUGUUUAAGAGUCGACAAGCAGAUCAUGUGAAGAUUUUCCAUGGACUAACCGAGUUUUUUGUUGAUAAAACCGCAUCGGAUCUUGUGCUUUUUUACUAUAUGAACAAGAAAACCGAAGACUACAAGAAGGACUUCAAACCUAAGAAACGAGUCACAAAAUAUAAAGUUGGAGCAUUUCCAUCGGUUGAAGAGCUUGCAUACUUUCGAAUGAUGCCUCCUUUGGAUUUUUCUUCAUUUCCCAAAAACUCUCUAAUGUGUUAUUUUUGCUGUCGUACAGUCAACGGAAUCGAUCUUAAUGGAACAUUUAUGCCAAAAGAGGCUUAUGAAAUUUUUGCUAUCUGUCCUGAUGAAGAUCGAGUUGUUUGUUCGGGUUGUCGUGAAGAAGCUGCAAAACUAUAUAAAGACAAUCGGUGCUUUGGUAAUCGAUGCUCAAAUCAGAAGAAACGAGCAAAUCGAGUCAAUAGGAAUAUUCCUCUAGAUUUCGCCGACUUUCCAGUCAGAACGCGUGCAUUCAUCAUGGAUAAACUCGGAUCGACACGUGUUGCUGUCAAAUUUUGUACUCCAUGCAAGAAUGCCUUGACUCGGUGGAUUAAUGAUGUGAACAACAAAGAGGAAACAAUAAUGGCAGAACUCUUGAACUAUGAGGGACAAGUUGGUUGGACGGAUGAUGAAAAGACAAAACUUGUGACAUUAAUUAACUCAUCACCGACACUUGAUUGGGUUUCCAUUUCGGAAGGAAUGAAUCGUCGACCGAAUGAGUGCAAAAUGCAAUAUGAUGCUAUGAAUGGUGUCAAAACUCAGCCAAUGAUUGAAGAAGUUGAUGAAGAAGAUGGAAAUGGUCAGGAAGAAGGAGGUGAUGCAUUGGUGAAUACACCUACAACAUCAAGCGCUGCUGCCAGAAGAAGUGGAUUAGCGAGGAAUGCUAAAAAACCAGUGCGAACACCUCGGGCUCCUCGUUCAGCUGGAGGUCGUAGAACAGGCGGAGCUGUUACUCGUGCUCAGGCAGUGCCAAAACCCGUCGAGGAUCUUGGAGAGGAAAUUGAUGAAAUGGAGAUUGAAGAUAAUGAUGAGGAUGCAAGCAGAGGUAGUAGAGGGAAGGAUUCCAAGGCACCAAGUGAUCGAGAUGGGUCUCCAGCUGAUAUGGAAGGUGAUUCACCUGAAGGACAGGAUCAAGACGCUGAUCAAGACCAAGAUCAAGAUCAGGAUGUAGAUGAAGAGGAAGAGGAGGUGAUUGUCAGAGACAUUGAUUCACCUGUAAAGACGUUAUUAUCACCGAAGAUUUUGUCUGGGGGUCACAAACCAGAUUUUCCACCAGUACCCCGAAUUCAAAAGCCAUCGACAUCGUCCCAACCUCCACCGCCGGAACCAAUGGAUACAAAGGAAAAUGAGUCUGAUGAUGGUGAGGAGGACAAUGACAUUCUCGAGAUUGAUGUAGACGAGCCACCAGCAAAAAGGCCCACACCAACCUCUUCAUCAUCCCAUCUCAUCGGCUCAAGCAGUGUUGGCGGCAGUGAACGAGAGCUCGGUGGGCGUGGUCUUGUCCAACAACAACAGCAGCAGCAGCCACAGGCACAGAGUGCCGCGCCUCCAGUGACCGUCUCUACAGCCGCUGCUGCAACAGCCGAGAGACUCGUCAAUGCCACGUCGCCCUCACCCUCUGUCGCCUCUCAGCAUCUAGUACCAACUGAAACAAGUACAUCUGUUCCGCCGGUCACUAUUGUGCCUCCUGCCAUUCAACAGCCAGUCGUUGUCAUAUCUGGUGCGGCGCCUCAGUUUACUCAACAACAGACGACACAUUCACCAGCUCUAAUUGCACAACCUAUUCCUCAACAGCUUAUACCGCAACGAGUCUCUACGCCUGCUCAGAUACUCACGCCGACUCCAGUUCGACCGACUGCGGCGUCAACUCCUUCUAUGGAUCAAUUUCUUGGGUUAUUCAAGCAGCAACAACAGCAGCAACAACAACAGCCACAACAAUCGAAUCUUAUGCAACAACUUGGAAAUAUAAAUCCUCAGUUUCUUGCUCUUCUUCUUCAACAACAACAGCAACAGCAACAAGUUCAACAGGCACAGGUACAGGCAGCUCAAACUCAAGGAUCUCUUACAUCUGGAACUCCAUUUCAAGCACAGCAAAGACCAGAUGAAGCACUUCAGAAGUUAUUUUCUAGUCCAGAGAUGCUCGGAACACUACUCAACGCAAAAUAUCAAUUUCCUCAGUUUCCACAAGCUAUUCAACAAAAUCCAUUGCUCAUGAACGCUCAACAUCAGCUAAUUCUUCAGCAGCAGCAACUAGCCAUGCAGCAUGCACAAGCUCAGGCAGCGCAGGCAGCGCAGGCACAAGCAGCUCAAGCAGCACAGGCACAGGCACAAGCUCAAGCCGAAGCUAAACUGAAAACCCAAGCCGCUCAAGCGAAAGCUCAAGCUGAUGCUCAGGCUCGAGUACAAACUCAACAGCAGGCACAUUUGAAGGCUCAAGCACAAGCUCAAUAUCAGAUGAAUCGUCCUCAACUCAUUCCGGCAAGUGUUCAAAUGCCGAUAGGAAUUAAUACUGCGUAUCAUCAAAAAUCGCUGACUCCCUCUGAAACAUCAGCAAGUGCGACACCUCCGGCUCAUCGUCCACGAGCUGCAACAACAGUUGGAAGUAAGAUGCCAGCUGGUAGAUCUAAUGUUCAAGAAGCUGAGCUGAGGACCCUGAAAGAAGAGCUAAUCAAGAGAAUUCGUCUGUUUCGCGAUAGAAUAGCCGAGGAUGCACAUUUGAAACGAGAGGAGGAGAAUAUUGUAACUUACACUGCACAAAUUCAAGCCUCGCGAGUGCAAUACAAUACCGAAAUUCUCGGCCAGAUGAAACAACGUUAUGAGCAAGCUGCUGCAAGACGAAUUGAAAUAGUGAAGGAAUUGGAUGAACCUGCUAAAUUUAUUAAUGGAGUGCAGAAUAAGUUCAACGAUUUCUCCGUUUUCAAGCUUGAUGAGAUUGAUCGUCAAACUUUACAUGAAAUACUUCAACGAUACGCCGCAGAGCAGAAACCCGAUCAACUUCAACAGCAGCAAAAUGAUUUCCACAAUUUAUUACGUCAGAACAAUAUUGGAAUUCGUCAAGCUCAGUAUCCAGCACUGCAGGCUUCACCACAUCAAGCGGCCAUCAUUCAGCACCAGCAGCAGCAGGAAGCAUUCAAGAAACUACAACAGCAGCAUCAAGAUGCUCAAAAGAGAAAACUUGAAGCUCCAGUAUCUUCAGCAACUCCGCAAGUCAAGCGUAUUGCACUUAGCCAAUCAUCUCCUGUUCAACGUUUUUCACAACAUCCAAAUGGAACUCUACCACACAAUUUGGCUGUUGUUUAUCAGAAUAAGAUGCCUCAAGAUCGUGAGAAGCUUCUCCAAGAACAACAGUUGAAUCAAUACCUUUUUGCUGCUCAACAACAGCAUCUACAGCAACAACAGCAACAUCAUGGUACCCAACCAGAGCAAAAAUCAAAGAGAAAAUCAGGAAUUGAAAGCAUCACAAGUAUGCAAGGUGCACCUCAUCGUCAUAUUCAAUUGGCUGGGCCUUCUUCUUCUCGAAUUCAAAGUGGUAGAGGUGUUAGUCCUGCUCUUUCAGCUUCAAGAAGUGUUGCACCAACGAUCUCUGGGGCUGCUGGUCGUAGUAUCACUGCCGGAACAUCGGGACAUUCAUCUACUUCCGAUUACAACAAGGAACUUGCUGAGAGGAUGAAUGAAGUUUUCAAGCCAACUCAUCCGCAGCUUCUUCAAACAAAAGCUUCUGCAAUGAAUUCGAAUGCAGUGUCACCUGCAAACACAAAUAAUUCAGAUGAAAUUGAAUGUGUAUAUCAAGGACCACCCAAGACGCCAGCAUCUAUAAAACGUCUUCAACCGACAGAAGGACCUAGAACUCUUUCUGGACAACGAAUGAAGAGCAUUUUAAGUGUUCCUGCUCACCAGCGAAGAUCGAGCAUUCCACCAGUGAAAACAGAAGAUGAAGCUAUGGAGUGUCUUUCAAUGAUGAUGUAUGAAGAGGCGAAGGCGCCGCCAUCUGAUCGGAUUGUGACUAAAUUGAUUUCGAGUAGCGAAGCUGCUGCCGCCGCGAAUCCGUCUGCCAAGUUUUCGUAUCUUGAUAUUUUUAACGACGUUGUCAAGAGAGACGAGGAACGUUGUCAGAGAAUGCUCCAAUCGACUUCUGUACUUCAACCAUCACGAGAACUAGAUGCAUUCCUACAACAAUUGCAACAGAAUCCACAGCAAUAUGCAAAUCUUUCCGCGGCGGAGAAGCUCGCACUACAACAAUAUCAAAUUCAUAGUGCUCAUCAGAAAUCUCAACAACAAGCUCAACUGCAGGCGGCACAACAAUUGCAACAGCAGCAGCAAGCCAGGCCUGAUCAUUACGAGAAAUUCCAUCUUUUGCGUCCCAAUGCGGAAAUUGUCCGGCCGAUCCCAACAACGUUUUCUCAUUUUUUGAACAAAGCGACAACGUCUACAGUUUCAUCGUCCGCAUCAGCUCCACAGUUUCUGCAACCGCCAGCAGCAGCUUCAAUUGCUGCACCAACUCCAAUUUCCACACCACAUGCGAUGCCAUCUCCCUCAGUAGGUGUACAGACAGCACCUCCGACUCCACAAGCUGUACAUCAUCCUGUUAUGCCUAUUAUUCCUGGUAAACCAUCAUCAGUCAACUCAAAUGUGUCAGAUGUGUCUUCAGAUGAUGACGAUGUUCGAAAUCCUGAGAAGUUGCCAGCCAACAGAUUGCCUCCUCUUCCAGGCGAUAAAACAGCUUUCCGAUCAGUUAUCGAUUUACGGGCAACCGGUCACGUGGCAGUUACCAAGAAGAUUCCAGUCAAAUAUCCCUUAGUUGUUCAAGCUCAAAACGGGAUUCAACCAAUCAAAGAUUACGGUCCACCAUGCAAAAAUCUUGUUUAUGAAGACUUAUCGGAUGAUGAAUAGAUGUUUCCUACCUCAAUAUUCAAAUUUCCUUAUACCAUUUCAUUGCUCCUAUUUCUUUACUUAAUCUCUUUCUUUCACUUAAUCCAUUUAAAUUCCUCCCUUCAAUGCUUUCCCUUUUUAACAAAUACCCUUCAAUAAUUUACAUUAAACUAGGGUUACUGUAGCGUACAAAGUACCGUAUUAUUUGUGUUCCAUUCUCAAUUGGGUUGAGUGGCACGUGUAAAUAGUUACGAGUAUCAAUUUUCUUGUUUCUCCAACUGUCUCUCCUUCUCUUGAAUAUCAUAUGUGUUUGCGUGAUUUCAUUCAAUUCUUUUUUGUCUUGACUGUUUCAAUUGCUUUUUGUGAAAUUAUUUUUAAAUAUUUGGUUGUUUAAUCGGUGAUUCUUUUGUUUCUUUUUUUCUCAUUCAACAAAAAACUGUAUUCAAAAUUAAAUAAACAUAAUUGUAACU
Messenger RNA from Caenorhabditis elegans, 5958 nucleotides. It is a transcript of the gene gei-8, whose product is annotated as Nuclear receptor corepressor 1. The coding region runs from base 173 to 5509 and encodes 1778 amino acids. The transcript has 17 exons. Lineage: Eukaryota; Metazoa; Nematoda; Chromadorea; Rhabditida; Rhabditidae. The record is from RefSeq and is marked reviewed. Gene Ontology annotation, cellular component: nucleus; protein-containing complex.